Rotaria sp. Silwood1 is the source of this 4611-nucleotide messenger RNA. The record is from the annotation of a GenBank genome assembly. Lineage: Eukaryota; Metazoa; Rotifera; Eurotatoria; Philodinida; Philodinidae.
AUGGAAUGGAGAGAAGUAUUAGAAUUUGCAAAUCAAUGGGUAAAACAAGUUGAACAAAGUCUACGUGUUAUUUUGUUAGAUGAAGGAAUUAACUUGGGUGAAAUAAGAAAAGAAACUUUAAUAAAUAGACUAGAUAAUAUUAUGAAUACAAUAUAUAUUAGUGAUAAGAACCAGAUGAGUCCUCACAUGAUAUCACUUCUCUGUAUGCAUAUUUUUUCAUCAUCCGAUAAAUGUGCUCCUAAAUCACCAAUUGAAGUGUACAGCUAUAGUGUUCAGUCAGUAUUACGCACUUGGGCAAGCCUAGAAUCAAAUAUAUCGGAAAGCAUCUUGAUAGAAUUUUUCACCGAUCUUGCUGCUUACAUCCAUUUGCAACCAUUGUCUGAUCUCAUCGAUGAAUUUGAUAUGAAAAAAUUGUGUUAUUUAGUUUUGAAACGAUUAAAUGUAUCAAAUAAUCAUAAAGAAUUACAAGAAUACACAAAUAAGAUUAUAUCUUUGCUCAAUUCAAAUAGUAUCAUUGUAGCUGAACAAGAACUACAAGUAUUUACCUUUAUUCAUUUAUCUUUUCAACGAUACUUUGUUGUACAAGCUCUCAUAAGAGAAUCUUCUAUUGAAAAUAUUGUAAGACGAUUUUUUACAUUCAUGAAUGAACGUCGUUUUCAUGAAUCACUUUUAAUGGCUCUUGGUUGGAUUAGUUUGAAAUGGUUAUUCAAUAAUUAUAAUCAUUUUUGCGAUCUACUUAUUUCUUAUCCUACAGAAUGUGUUCUGCCAUUAGGAACUCUUCUUUUAUUUGAUGCUCUCAAAUAUAUUCAUAAUUUACCAUCAAAAGAGGUAAUCUUUAAAGCAUUCAAUAAUUUGUUAGAUCAUCCAUCAAAAUUGAUUUCACAAAAAUACUUAAAAUCAUCUCAAUUACCUAUAGAACUCAUUGUAGAAUGGAUGCAAUUAAAUAUUACAAAUGAAAAACGUCUUUUCAAAUUCUGUCGUUGUCUAUUACAUAGUGAGUGUCGAUCCUAUAUAACAUCUACAGAAAAUACUCUAGAAACAGUAUCACCACGUCUCUUUCAACAGCUGUGGUCAUUACGUAAUAUAAGUCAAACGGCUGAAUUACUCAUUGAUCAAACAUUACAUGAAAUAAUGAAAUUCUAUGAAACACCCGAUCAUAUUUUUGAGAACAAAUUAUAUUCAUAUUUAUUAUCACAGAACAUUUGUUCAUUUAAUAUUCAUCCAUUGAUUUUUUCUGUUAUUCUUGCAUUGUGUGGUGGAUUACAUUUUACAUGUAAGGAAAAUAUUGCAAAGGUUCAGUUCUCUCCAAAAACUAUGCAUCGUGAAUCAUCAAUGAUAGAACCAAUUAUUGAAUACUUAGUUAAUAUCAAACAAUCUCAUUCAAUUAAAGUUCAAACUCUGAUCGAAAAAUAUGAAAACGUUCUUCAAAAAUCUUUACCCAAAGAUAUUUCAUCUGAGAUUAUUGAUACCUUUAUUGCACUUAUUUGUUUGCGUGGUGUUUCAAAACCAUCGAUGUAUGAGAAGUUUGAUGGAUAUGAUGCACUACCAUUGGUGCUUCUGAGAUUUAAACAAAUCUUGCUAUACCUGAAGAAUUUAUACCGUUAUUGUCAUAGUAUUUAUACGCAUCAAUGCUCUCUUGUCUCCGAAAUUGAAUCAAUUAUAAAUGAAUUCUUUUGUCAACCUAAUCAAUCUGAUGAACAAUUGGUCAGAUUUUCGUUUGCAUGUAUCGCUGCAUGGAAGAAACUUGGUCUCUGCUGUUUAUCAGAUUUUGUCAACUUUGACAUUAUUCAAAAGAGUAAUAUUAGUCAGUAUUUAGAAGUUCAAUUCGAAUAUCGUCAUUAUAUAACACCACAGCAACGAAAUAAUAAUAUCCUACAAAUGACAGAAUAUACACCAUUUGACUUACUUGUAUUUGUACCACAAUCUCUCCAGCAAUUAUUCUAUCGUUUAAUUAUUUCACCAAUCGAUAAACGUGAAUCUUUACCAUUAAUAGUACUUUUAUCAGAAUGUCUAAUGCGCUUAGAAAAUAUUAGAUAUUAUAAAACAAAUCACUAUUGCGCCCUGUCUCUUUUAUAUCCAUUAUGCAAAGAACACAAGUUAGAAAAUUAUUCUUCAGUCCUUUUUUGGGGCGACAGAUAUAAUAGUGUUAGCCAAACGCAUCGAAAGCAAUUCUUUCAACAAGUAAAAAAUCGUGAGUUGCUUGAUCGAUUUUCUACAGAUGUGUCUAAAAACUGGGAACUUCUUAUUAAUCAGGAACGUGAACGUAUUCGUGUAGCGAUGUUAGAUCAGAACGAAGGAGAUUUACAUUUAUUUGGUGCGUGUCUUUCUCUUGCUCGACUCUUUCAAGCUCGUUGUCGUUCUUUCAAAGGUCAACAUUUAGAAGGUAAUAUCUCUAUUUUCACUACAGAGACUGAGGAAAUAUAUUCUGCAACACAAAAUAUACGUGGCCCGACUUUACAAUUGAUAGUGUUAAAUAUCAUUUUACGUUUAAACAAACCUUUGAUUUUUACUGACGAGCAAAUUAAUCGAUUGAAUCGACAAAUAAUUGUUUUAUUGAACGACUUACUAUUAAAUCUUCCAUUGUUAUCGUCAACAUAUUUGUUCAUUCAAUAUUAUGAAAGACUUCAAUCUUUUCCUAAUUUUUUUCAACAACUUGUUAAGAUAAUUGGUGAAAAGUUUAAUGAAAAUUCGAUUGAUAAACAAAAUCAAGAAGUUGCUUAUAUCGCAUUACGAAUGUUAAAUGACAUUAAUCUCUCAUAUUACUUAUCAAAAUUCGAAAAACAAACAACAAAUCUGUCGGAUCUUCUUCGCUUCAAUUCAUCAACAUUCUUUCAUUAUUUUUCUGAUAAAUCAUCAUUCGAUUCAUCAGAUAUAACUCUUCUUUCAUCUAUGUAUCUUAUUGAAUUAAGUGCCGACAUUCAGAUUUUAGAGAUGUACAUGAACAAAAUUCAACAAAAAAAAAUUUCACCUUUGGAAGAAUUAGAUCAAUUAUGGAAAGAUCCUCUCAAAUAUAAAGAAAUAAUGACUAUUGAAGUUGCAAAUUGGAUUACGAAAUACUUGGAGUUAUCAAACAGAGAAUACAUCGAUGGAAUUAUUGAACGAGUUUCAUCCUGUUGUAUUGUUGAAGAAACAGCUUACGAAAUUAUUCAUACAUGGCGCGUGUAUCGAACAGAUAAAGAUUUGAAAUUUUUUGCAUAUUAUGCCGUUCUAUUUUGCAUUGAAGACAAUUCGAUUGAAAUUCUUAAUGAAAUGUUUGAUACUCAUAACUAUUUACAUUUGAAAAAUGUUAUAAAAAAUUGGCUUGAAUUAGAAUCGGUUACUUCAUCUUUUGUUUCUAAUAUAUUGAUUCCAAUAAUUCAAGGUGCUUAUCGUAUUCUCAUGCAUACUUCAGCUUAUAUUCGUUGUAAAGAAAUUCUUGAUUUAUUAUUGACAAUGGAACAAGAACGAAUACUAUCUGCAGUUUCAAAUAGAUCAUUUUUAUCGGUGGUUCGUAGCUGUUCAAAGAACUUACAGCCUUAUCUCAUCCAGCAUCUUCAAGAUUUUAACAUAAAAAAUCAAUUUGAAAAUACCAUUAAAGAACAAUAUCUCAUUACCAUUAUCAAAUGGAUUAUUCUAGAAUCUAUUGAUACUAACAAUACAGAAAAUAUGUCGAUAGAAGUAUAUGAAUGUAUUAUUACAUUUCUUCACGAUCAACAAAUUCCUCUCGUUCAAACGAUGAUUGCUAAUGGUAUUAAUGGAAUACUUAUUAGUGACAGAGCAAAUAAAGGACAUGUUUUUAUAAGAGAUGAUUUAAAGAAACAAUUAGAAGAUAUUAUAGAUAAGACAAAUAUUGAUAGAGAAGAUCUUUUAGCUGCUUGUUUAUUAGCAUACGGAAAUUGUCUACUAAAGUUUAACUAUCUUGAAAUGAAUCAAAAUGUUUCAAUUGAAAUACAGAAUUUACUUGAACAAGUUUCUCUUAUGUCAUCAUCGGAAAUUAUUUCUGCAAGAGCUCUUUUAUGUUCACUUUUCUCGAAAAAUGGAAACGUAAAAUUUCAAUGUUCAUCCAACUGGAUAAAGAAUAAUUUGAAUUUACCUGUUCAAAAGAGAUACAAUGUCUUGUUACAAUUAACAUUAUAUAAACAUCCUAGUUUGAGUUUCACAGUUGAAGAUGAAAUUAAAAAUCAUAUAAAAGCGCAUUCUUCAAUGCUUUUGGAUAAGUUUCUUAAUGAGUUAUACGAUGAUUUGUGUAAUAAUGAUAGUAAGAAUAUUUUUUCUGAAUACAAACCUGAUUAUGUUCAUAUAGGUUGGACUCUUUUUAUUUCUAAGUCUGAUAUGUUUUUAGAUGCUUUGCAGAAAACGUCUUUUCGUGAGCAGAAAUUCAAAACAGCACUUUGUCAAGCGAGUAAGGCAACAGACGACAUAUGGUGUUUAGGUUUUUAUGCUAGUUUUGGUGAGCUUACAAAUGAGUUUGUUGAAAUAUUAACAAAUGUUGGGGAGAAAUAUGAGUCCAAGCCCGAAACUUUGAAAUCACAUUUUCGUAAGAUAAAAAGUGUAUCAGGUCGAGAUGUUAUCGAAAAUUUAUUCGAACUUUUUCAAUUGAAAUUUCGUUCGAAAUCAAAAUUUUCUAUUUGA